Symbiodinium sp. CCMP2592 is the source of this 2139-nucleotide messenger RNA. The record is from the annotation of a GenBank genome assembly. NCBI's taxonomy places the organism in Eukaryota, Dinophyceae, Suessiales, Symbiodiniaceae.
AUGCCGCCGACGCAAGCGCAGGUGGAAGCCGCCUGCCUUCGGCCCGAUGGUUCUGUCUUCUCGCUGCGGAUUCCUCUGCGUAGCCUGGCCGUGAAAGGUGCCACCGGGAUUGCAGAAUGUGGAGAGCGACUAGCCCAGCAGUUGAGCUUUGGCCACUUCGGGGUGCCGGGCGAGGUGAUGCCGCCGAGCGUGCGCUUGAGCGAUGUGCCUGGCGUCAGCGUCAUGGUUCUGCAGCUCCGCAAUCCAGCGAGAGGGUUCUUGCUGGCUGUACGCCCGAGCAAGAGCCUGCCGCCCUUCCCGGAGAACAUUGUUGCAAACCGCAUGCUGAACAAUAAGCAACUGCAUGUUUUCGGCUGUGCUAUCUUCGUGCGCCACGACUAUGUCGCCCAGACUUCAACUAACAGCUAUCUCCCAAUUGGCAUCUCAGAGGCAAAGGCAUUGAUCGCAGCUUUGCCUGGCAGUGAAGGACUUGUGGCCGAAGCCCAGCGGCUCGCGACAGCAAGAAAGGCAGAACGAGAGCUCGCAGAGGAGUUCUCGGCGAGGCCACUGGCAGCUUCGGCUUUGGCUGCUGCUGACUCUGGCCAGAACUUCAGCAUGCGCUCCUUCGGCAUGCCAGCUGCAAAAAGUUCGGCUUCACCACAAAGCGCACAAUCUCUGGAGCAACAUGGCAGAACGGGGGGAUCUGCAGGUGGGUAUGCAACCCAGGCUUCAGAGGCACACCCACAAUCGAAUCCCCGUGCCAUGCACCCCAGCAGCAGGAUCUUGCCUGGCAGUGGGCCUGCCGCGAAAAGUGCGGCUGCGCCACGAGCCCAACAAUCUCCACCACAACCUUGCAGAACACGGCAAGCAAGUGCAUGCUCCGGAAGCGGUGGGUGUGCAACCCGUGUCUCAGCAGGACAUCAGCAAGCGGCGCCUGUCGUCGCUCAGCCCAGCCGCCGGAGCAUGACAUUGCCCGAUCCUUGCCCUAUCUGUGCAAACACCUAUCAGGUGACACACCACAUCAGACAGAAGGCGAGCUGUUGCAAGCAGCGUGUGUGCUCAGAGUGCAGCACAGAGAUCUUGAAGCGAGCAGGCUUUGCGGGUCGUUCGCCUUGCCCUUUCUGCCGCCACACUCCUUUGCAAGUGCAGGAUUCAACCUCCGAUUCUGAGGAUGAGAACGAGGUCGAAGCCGCACGGCAGGCACGAAUGGCCGAAGACCACCAGCUCGCGCAGGUUCUGCAGGGCAUUGAGGAUGAGGGCAUGGCCUCUUUUGCCAGUCGACUGGGACGCCAGAGAUCGGCUCAGAGUCAGACAUCGGGCAAGACCUGGGUAUCCGUCGCUCAGGAAGGCAGAGUCAAAGCCUUGGAGGCAGAAGUUGCCCAGCUGAGAUCUCUGCUAGGAGCGAGGCAGAUGCCAAGCUUCAGGAGUGCAGGUCCGAGUGUGGAUCUGCACAGACCUGGUGGCCCUAGCCUUAGCGGCUCUAGCUUCAAGACCGUUCUCUGCCGUUACCACCAAAUGGGACGCUGCUCGAAAGGAUCCGCUUGCUCCUAUGCCCACGGAGCUGGGGAACUGCAGGCAGCCAGCGCCAGUUCGACAUCGACGGUCCAGCGGCACCCAGCCAAUUACAAGACUGUGCUUUGUGAAUUCUUCGAACGAGGCUCUUGCAGGUACGGCGCUCAGUGUACCUUUGCACAUGGCAGUGGGGACUUGCGAGCCUCCGCCUCAGGGCCGAACCGAGCAAGCAGCGCUAGCAGCGCAGUGAAGAAUUGGCUUGCCGCACGCAGCCUCUGUUGUCAAGCAGGGCUGGGCACACAUGUUUCUCGGAGCAUGGAGGGUCAGACAGAGAUUGCUGCUUGGCGCCGACGUCUACAAGACGCCAAGUCCAGAAGGCAACCUUUUUCCUUUCCUUCAUCUCUCAGUGCAGCCGAUAGGAAAGUGAUCCAUGUCCUUUGCGAUGAGCUUGGCAUCCGCCACGAGUCUAGAGGUGAAGGAGCUGGCCGUUGCAUCUACAUCUUCUUCGAUUCUGAUGCACCGGACUCAAUCUCGGACUUUGAUGGCGAGAUCGAUGCUUUCGAGUACAUGGGCCACAACGAGCCCGAAGAGUAUGAUGACUUUUAUGAUCACUAUGAUUUGGUCGACGACUUCUUUGACGAAGAGUGA